Lynx canadensis (Canada lynx) is the source of this 2367-nucleotide messenger RNA. RefSeq lists its product as uncharacterized. The coding region runs from base 42 to 1238 and encodes 398 amino acids. Lineage: Eukaryota; Metazoa; Chordata; Mammalia; Carnivora; Felidae. The transcript is spliced from 5 exons. The record is from RefSeq and is a predicted model, not a curated record.
ACAAGCCUGCUCCUGCUGGGCUACCCCACAGGGGUGGGACCAUGGCUGGUCCCACCCUGGCUGUGCGCUAUGGUCUGCCAUGGUCCCCAAUCUCUGGGACCGAGGUGCCUGGAUCCUGGCCCAACUGGCAUCUCACCAGCAGUGGUGUCGCCCACCACAUUAUCCCAUCUGUUCCCUUUCCCCCGCCCACUGUGCAGUCCACGGUCGCGGAGCCCCUGCCCCCGGCCGCAAAGCAGGAUUUACACAUCUGGGAUUUUGACGAGGUCAUCAGCAGAUGGGAGACCACCUAUGGCUCGGCUUCCGUGCCCAAGACCCUCGGCGGGCCCUACGCACAGCCCAGGGCCCCAGAGCCUUCGGACCCCACGCGGACUGUGGGGAUCAAGGAUUUAGGAGAAAAGCUCAGACGCCGCGGCUGGCGCCUCCCGCUGGUCACAGAGCACCAGUGCAGUGAGACGAGGGCUCAGUACAGCGGCCGGCCGGGCCCGGACCGGAGCCCCACCUUCUACGUCGGGCCCCAGCCCCUGGAGCUUGCGGGCCACCACCGCGGAGGCCCUUCCCAGGCUUUAAUCCCUUGGACGAAGAACCCCGAGCUGUCCGGCCAGCCUUUCACGGUAUCUGACCAGGGCGUCCUGGACCGCCAUCAGCUCUAUCUGACCACCUCGGCCAAGGACUUCCGGGCCUAUCCGAAGAAGGAGUUGUCUGGACAUCCCCGCAAGGACUCGCUGACCUGCUGGAGCUUUCAGAAGACGCCGCAGGUCUGGGGCCGGGACCCACAGCGGCCGCCCCGUCCGCGCUCCUCUCGGCCGCCAGGGAUCCGCGUGCCCCACGUCCGCCCGGCGACGCUAGCCGUGCCGCACCGUGGGGCGUUGUCUCUGGCUCAGGAGUCCUACAGACCCCCGCUGCACCCGCUCCUCCGGCUCGAUCGUUUCUGCCCUCUGGAGCUGCCCUGGGGCGGCCCCCACUGGAAGCCGGUGUCGGGCAUCUACAGCGUGCCACAAGCCUACCGCACUGAGAACUCCAGCUACGGCAGCUUGAAGCUGACCCCGAUCGGAGCCGGCAGCGCCGGCCCCGCCCAGAACACGCCCCCGGGCGGGGGCGGAGCCGAGUCUGGAAGACCCCCGGCUGGGGGGCACACUGGGCGGGGCUAUGGUCGGGAAGCCCGCCCAUCACGUGGGAGGGAGACGGAGGCCAGGACCCGCCCACUAGGCGUGAGCCGGACGAAUCCCACCGGAGACUGACUAGGGUGACCGGGUCGGGGACGAGGAUGGAUGCUGAGCCUGGAAAAUAUACUUUGGGGCUGUGGGCUCGCGGGCGGGACACGCCCUCUACGACAGAGCGGGCGGGUUUACCUUAGUCAACGACAGAGUUAAAAUAGCCUUAACCGUGCUCAUUGCUGGGUUCGGCUCCGGGGGCCCGAGUGUGCGGGAGAUGGGGCUCCCGCUCUACCCCUCGUGGAGGGAAGGCACGUCUGCGUACAGGUGGGACUCCGCCCCUGAGCACAGAAUCCAGUAUUGAAGCCACGCCCCCUCCGGGGUUAGGCUGUGGCACAGGAAUGGCUUUCAGUGUGUGGCAGAUGGAGUGGGGCUGAGGUCUGAGCCGAUCACCAUUCGAGGGUCCUUGAAGGGACAGCUCCAGCCUUCCCCUGGCUCCCACUCUGAGGGGCGGAGGCGGGGCUACGCCAUCGGGGGCAAGGCCAGGGUCUCCCCAUAGCCUAUUUCCUAUGAGCCCAACAGGACUUCGCUGGCACCUGACAUAGCAUCUGACGACUGAGUGAAGUCAGCUUCACCUUGGGCGCACCGAGAGGCAGGAGCCUCUCGGGGUGUGGGGGCAGGGGCCACUCCACUGAGCCACUCCCGCACACUUCCCUGACCUUUUCCGUUUCUCGCCCCCGGAAGGAUUAGUGUCCAGGUUACCCCAUCAUGCCGCCACCCCCAGUGGCCUUGCCGCCCCCACAGCCUGCAAGUAUAAGACCAGGUAAACAUCAUAGGGGAGGCACCCAGGAUGGAGAUGCUCCAGGUAAGGCUGUGGGGUCCCCGAGGCCCUUUGCAACUCCAUCCAGGUCACAGCUGGCACAGAGGGAGAGUCCUGUGACUUGAUGGAGGAGGCUUCUUUCUGGAAGGGUGUGGACAGCCAGCAGGCUUCCGGCCAGGAGGAAGCAGGUGGAACAGGGCCUGAGGGUGGGAAUCUGCGGGGUCGGGACGAUCUGGGGCUCCUGAGUAUUGGGGCAGGGGAUCCAAGUGGGAUGAAUGGGCCCUGAAUGGACGACGUCAGGCAGGGGAGCUGGGCCCCUGAACGGGUUCGUGUGAGGGAUGGGAGGGUGAGGGCCCAGGGUAUUGGUGUCUGGCAGGCCCUGAGACGCCGGCCUUG